Meloidogyne enterolobii is the source of this 1569-nucleotide messenger RNA. NCBI's taxonomy places the organism in Eukaryota, Metazoa, Nematoda, Chromadorea, Rhabditida, Meloidogynidae. The record is from the annotation of a GenBank genome assembly.
UACAGAAGAUUCUGCAUGGACUAUUCUGGGACCAUACCAGCAACGGGCGUUCCGCCCCCAGCGCCCCCUCCCCCACCCCCUACACUCAACACCUCAAAGAUAUUGGGCUCUAGCUGGAGGACAUCAACCAAUCGUGACAACAUCAGGAGCGUUCAAACCGCCAAAUCUCCGGAAAGAUCGCUUCCAUUUGCCGGCGUUCACCCUGAGACAUUACAGCACGCAGCGCAACGUUUGCGCCCGACCGUCUACCGUGAAUCGCUUUUACCAUAUGAACGGGAACAAUUUUUGGACGGAUCGGAUCAAUUGGCUUCUGGGAGAUAUUGGCAGAAUCAGCCGAAGCAUGACACGCUGGCCCAGCAUCAAACCGGAACAACGGUACAUGCUACGCACGAUUAUCCCCACCAAUCUCCCGCGUUCGGUGUCAACUCCGGAUAUAGCCCUUCGAUGAGUCCAAGUAUACAGCAACAACAGCAAAGCAGCAAUUUUAAUAGUAAUAAUAAUAAACAAUAUCAACAAUAUUCAUAUAAACCGCAGCAGAAGCAAAAUAUGGAAAUUAAAAUACCUAUACAAUUAAUUGGGCCUUUACCUGGACAAACUAAUUUUGGACCGAAAUCAUCAUAUUCACCAACACCAUCUCCAAUAAAUUCUUUAAUAAAACAAACUUCACAGCAAACAACUUUUAAUCAUCGUCAAUCACCAUUAUUACAACAGCAACAGUCAUCUUCUUCACAACAACAAUUAAUUAAUGACCCAAAACGUUAUAUUCAUGCAUAUGCAACACAAACACCUGUAGCUACUUUAAUGACAGGACAAAAUGGUGGUGGAAUAAGAGAAAAUAAUUUUGGGAGGGAAAAUGAAUUUGUGACGAGUAAUGGAAGUGGAGGAGGUAUUCACUUGAGGAAACAAAAUGUUGAUAAUUUUGUUAAGGAAUUGCGUGAUCAAGGAUUAACUGAACGUCAACGUGUUGCCAAUCAACAACAAAAACCAGUCAAUUAUUCUUCAACUUCAGAACCUCCCCCAUCUUUACAAAAUUUUGUUUCGUAUAAACAAAAAAUUAUUAAUUCAAAUAAGGAAGAAAAUAAAGAAGAAGAUUCAGUUGAUCAAUUAAUUAAAGAAAUGGAAUGGAAAAUGCGUAGUGGUUAUGGAGCUGCUGGGGAAAGUAAGCGAAAUUUUUUAUUUUUGAAAAAUUUUUGGGAAAUUUUUUUUUGAAUUUGAGAAAUUCCUAAGAAAAUUUUUUAACGGAUUUUUAAAAUUUUUUAAAAUAUUUUAUUUUUUUAAUUUGGUGAAUUUUUAAAAUUUUUUUUUCUUUUUUCUCCUUUAUUUUUAGAAUACUUUUAAAAAAUUUAUUUUUAAAUUUUAUUUUGCUUAAAAACCUGUUUUACCUAUUUAUAUUUUGUUUACAUUUUUUCUAUUUUUUAAUAUUCCUUCUCUUAUUUUUAAAAUAAUUUAUAUAUUUAUUUUUUAUUCUUUAUUCUUUUAAAAAUUUUUUCUUUCUUUUCCAAUUUUCAUAUAAUCGAGAAAUUUUAAGUUUUGAUAAGUUGUUGUUGUGGUGUAGUUGUUUAGUGUUUG